AUGGAGAUUAUUAAACGACAAUGGAGAGUGUUAGACUACUUUGUCUACCUCCUUUCUUUAAUGUCAGUUGUCGUUUUCAAUUGCUCAGCUGCUCUAGUUGAAGAAAUACCACUCGUCAAGGAACUAGCCGAAGAAAAGACCUUAAACACAUACAUUGUUCACGUCAAAAAGUCACAACACUAUGGACUAUAUGUUCAUUCAACUAAGGAUUUGAACACUUGGUACGAGUCAUUUUUACCUUCUACUACCACAAGCUCAGACCAGCACACACGUAUGGUUCACACGUACCAUAAUGUGGCCACCGGGUUCGCAGCUAGAUUGACGGCUGAGGAAGCCAAAGCCUUGGCGGCCAAAGACGGCGUCGUUUCAGCUCAACCGCAGCAAAUCUUUUCUUUACAUACUACUCAUACUCCUAACUUUUUGGGACUUCACCAAGGGUUGGGAUUGUGGAACGAGUCCAAAUUAGGCCAAGGUGUCAUUGUAGGAGUUCUUGACACCGGCCUCUUCCCGGACCAUCCUUCGUUCAGUGACGAAGGAGUCCCACCUCCGCCGCCUAAAUGGAAAGGCACGUGUGAAUUCUCCGGCGGUGUGUGUAACAACAAGCUGAUUGGUGCUAAGAAUUUUGUUACUGAUGCUAAAACUGGGGUCACUCAAAGUCAGCCUCCUUUUGACUCGGAAGGACAUGGGACUCACACGUCGAGUACCGCUGCUGGGAACUUCGUCGCCGGAGCUAGUGUGUUCGGAAACGCCAAUGGCACCGCUGUCGGUAUGGCUCCGUAUGCUCACUUGGCGAUGUACAAAGUAUGCAGUGAAGCAGGUUGUUCAGAAGCUGAUAUUUUGGCUGCGCUCGACGCUGCUGUGGCUGAUGGCGUCGACGUUCUUUCUCUCUCCCUCGGCGGUGGCUCAGCUCCUUUCUUCGCCGACUCAAUCGCCCUUGGUGCCUUCGCCGCCACCCAAAAAGGUAUUUUUGUCAGCUGCUCGGCCGGGAACGAAGGUCCUGAUUACUUCUCUCUCUCGAACGAAGCUCCUUGGAUUCUCACAGUUGGAGCCAGCACCAUCGACCGGAAAAUCAGUGCCAAUGUGAAGCUCGGAACUGGAGAAGAACUCGAGGGAGAGUCGCUGUUCCAGCCUAAGGAUUUCGACCAAACGAAACUGUUACCACUCGUCUACCCCGGAGCUAAUGGUAACGAGUCCGCUGCCUUUUGCGCAGCGGAUUCGCUCCAAAGCGAAGUCGUGGCAGGAAAAAUCGUGGUUUGCGAUAGAGGUGGUGACAUAGCUAGAAUUGACAAAGGUGUAGAAGUGAAGAGAGCUGGUGGCGCCGCCAUGCUUCUGUUGAACCAACAGACAGAUGGGUUCACUACUUUAGCCGACGCUCACGUUCUUCCGGCGAGUAACGUGGCCUACGUCUCCGCGUUGAAGAUCAAAGCUUAUCUAAACUCAACGUCGUCACCGAUGGCUACGAUCUUGUUUAAAGGAACUGUGAUCGGAGAUUCGCAUGCUCCAUCAGUGUCUUCGUUCUCGUCCAGAGGUCCAAGCGCCGCCAGUCCUGGGAUCUUGAAACCAGACAUUGUAGGACCCGGCGUCAGUAUCUUAGCUGCAUGGCCGUUUUCGGUAGACAAUAGUUCAAACGCACCGUUUAAUAUGAUUUCAGGUACUUCUAUGUCUUGCCCACAUCUCAGUGGUAUAGCAGCUCUGCUGAAGAGUUCUCACCCUGAUUGGUCUCCGGCCGCCAUUAAAUCUGCCAUUCUCACUACUGCCGAUGUCAACAACCUCGGUGGAAAACCCAUUUUGGACGAAAAGGCUUCCCCAGCAGACAUUUUUGCCACCGGGGCAGGCCAUGUGAACCCCUCCAAAGCAAACAAUCCAGGUCUUAUCUACGACAUUGCACCAGAAGAUUACAUACCUUAUCUUUGUGGAUUGAACUACACCGACGAGCAAGUCUCUGUCAUCACACAACAAUCGGUAAAAUGCUCUCAAGUGACAAGUAUACCAGAUUAUGAGCUGAACUAUCCCACCUUUUCUGUAAUUCUAGGCUCAGACCCUCUGAAAAUUACAAGGACUGUGACUAAUGUGGGCGGGCCUACCUCUACUUACACUAUAGACUACGUUGAACCGGCUGGAACUAAACUUGGUUUCGACUCUGGAACACUUAGUUUCACAGAAGUGAACCAGAAGAUUAACUAUACUAUUACUAUUUUCCCAGUAGAUAGACCUGGGAGCACUGCCAAGGGCUUUUCUCAAGGAUAUUUGAGAUGGGUUUCUGAUAAGUACUCUGUUAGAAGCCAAAUAUCUGUCAUAUUUGAUUAAGAGUGAAGUUGCGAUUUGAAAUUUUCUCUUUGAAGAAAAACAAAAAUGGAAUAACUGAGGAGCCCAUUAUAGGAGCUAGUCUAAUAGAGU
This is a messenger RNA of Humulus lupulus (European hop), 2397 nucleotides long. RefSeq names its product subtilisin-like protease 3. The record is from RefSeq and is a predicted model, not a curated record. Lineage: Eukaryota; Viridiplantae; Streptophyta; Magnoliopsida; Rosales; Cannabaceae. The transcript has 2 exons. Gene Ontology annotation, biological process: proteolysis. The coding region runs from base 1 to 2307 and encodes 768 amino acids. Gene Ontology annotation, molecular function: serine-type endopeptidase activity.